This is a messenger RNA of Eubalaena glacialis (North Atlantic right whale), 2971 nucleotides long. It is a transcript of the gene RFX3, whose product is annotated as regulatory factor X3. Gene Ontology annotation, molecular function: RNA polymerase II cis-regulatory region sequence-specific DNA binding; DNA-binding transcription factor activity, RNA polymerase II-specific. Lineage: Eukaryota; Metazoa; Chordata; Mammalia; Artiodactyla; Balaenidae. The transcript has 18 exons. Gene Ontology annotation, biological process: regulation of transcription by RNA polymerase II. The record is from RefSeq and is a predicted model, not a curated record. Gene Ontology annotation, cellular component: nucleus. Bases 304 to 2553 code for a protein of 749 amino acids.
UGUCUCCCUCUCCCUCUCGCUCCCUCUCUCUCUCCCUCUCUCUCUCUUUUGUGAGUUAUAGCAACCGUUGCCUUGUGAAUCAAGCGCCAUAGUCACCGUAGUCCUGGCGACUGUUACCCAUCAACAACAACUACUCCUCUCCUCCUCCUCCUCCUCUUCCUCCUCCUCCUCCCCACCACCACCAUCUCCAUCACCCACCAACAACACCACAAUAAUCCACAGCCAAGGCCACUUGGUCAUUCUGGCAUUUUAUGGUAGAGAAUACAUUGAGUUUGGCUCAUGGAAAGAAUAUGAGAGACCAUCAUGCAGACAUCAGAGACCGGGUCGGACACAGGUUCGACAGUGACUUUACAGACAUCUGUGGCUAGUCAAGCAGCAGUGCCUACACAGGUGGUACAGCAAGUACCAGUACAACAACAGGUGCAGCAGGUACAGACUGUGCAGCAGGUACAGCAUGUCUAUCCAGCUCAGGUGCAGUACGUGGAAGGAAGCGACACUGUCUAUACCAAUGGAGCAAUCCGAACAACAACUUAUCCUUACACAGAAACGCAGAUGUACAGCCAAAACACUGGAGGGAAUUACUUUGAUACUCAAGGGAGUUCUGCACAGGUGACUACCGUGGUCUCAUCCCACAGUAUGGUGGGCACUGGUGGGAUUCAGAUGGGCGUCACGGGAGGACAACUCAUCAGCAGCUCUGGAGGAACCUAUCUGAUUGGCAAUUCAAUGGAGAAUUCUGGUCACUCAGUGACACAUACCACUCGGGCUUCCCCAGCGACAAUUGAAAUGGCGAUUGAGACGCUGCAAAAGUCUGACGGUCUGUCCACUCACAGAAGCUCUCUUCUCAACAGCCAUCUCCAGUGGCUGUUGGACAAUUACGAGACAGCAGAAGGAGUGAGCCUUCCCAGAAGCACUCUUUACAACCACUACCUACGACACUGUCAGGAACACAAACUGGACCCAGUCAAUGCUGCUUCUUUUGGAAAACUUAUAAGGUCAAUUUUUAUGGGGCUACGAACCAGGAGAUUGGGAACCAGAGGAAACUCCAAGUACCAUUACUAUGGGAUUCGUGUCAAGCCAGAUUCCCCUCUUAAUCGUCUGCAAGAAGACAUGCAGUAUAUGGCUAUGAGACAACAACCCAUGCAACAGAAACAAAGGUACAAGCCUAUGCAGAAAGUGGAUGGGGUUGCAGAUGGUUUCACAGGAAGUGGUCAACAGACAGGCACAUCUGUUGAGCAAACUGUAAUUGCCCAAAGUCAACAUCAUCAACAGUUUUUAGAUGCAUCUCGAGCACUUCCAGAGUUUGGAGAAGUUGAAAUCUCUUCUCUGCCAGAUGGUACUACCUUUGAGGAUAUCAAGUCACUGCAGAGUCUUUAUCGAGAGCACUGUGAGGCAAUAUUGGACGUUGUUGUGAAUCUUCAAUUUAGCCUGAUAGAAAAAUUGUGGCAAACAUUCUGGCGCUAUUCUCCCUCUACUCCAACUGACGGCACUACCAUUACUGAAUCAAGCAAUCUGAGUGAAAUAGAAAGUCGACUUCCGAAAGCAAAGCUGAUAACUCUGUGCAAACAUGAGUCUAUCCUGAAAUGGAUGUGUAACUGUGACCAUGGGAUGUACCAGGCUUUGGUGGAGAUUCUCAUCCCCGACGUCCUUAGACCUAUUCCUAGUGCCUUGACCCAAGCCAUUCGAAAUUUUGCAAAAAGCCUUGAAGGUUGGCUUUCCAAUGCCAUGAACAAUAUUCCACAGAGAAUGAUACAAACCAAGGUUGCAGCUGUAAGUGCCUUUGCCCAGACUCUGCGAAGAUACACGUCGCUCAAUCACCUGGCCCAGGCAGCUCGUGCAGUGCUUCAGAACACUUCUCAGAUCAACCAGAUGCUCAAUGACCUCAACCGUGUCGACUUUGCCAAUGUCCAGGAGCAGGCUUCCUGGGUAUGUCAGUGUGAUGACAACAUGGUUCAGAGACUAGAAACAGACUUCAAGAUGACUCUUCAACAGCAGAGCACCCUGGAGCAGUGGGCUGCGUGGCUUGACAAUGUGAUGAUGCAAGCACUGAAACCCUACGAAGGAAGACCCAGUUUUCCUAAAGCUGCCAGGCAGUUUCUGCUAAAAUGGUCUUUCUACAGCUCAAUGGUUAUUCGGGACUUAACCCUCCGCAGUGCUGCUAGCUUUGGCUCCUUCCACCUGAUUCGUCUGCUCUACGACGAGUAUAUGUUCUACUUAGUAGAACAUCGUGUUGCUCAGGCAACAGGAGAGACACCCAUAGCGGUCAUGGGUGAGUUUGGUGAUUUAAAUGCUGUGUCUCCUGGAAAUCUGGAUAAAGAUGAAGGCAGUGAAGUGGAGAGUGAAAUGGAUGAGGAAUUAGAUGACUCUUCAGAACCUCAAGCCAAAAGAGAGAAAACCGAGCUGAACCAGGCAUUUCCGGUGGGCUGUAUGCAGCCUGUUCUCGAGAGUGGCGUGCAGCCAAGCCUCCUGAAUCCAAUUCACAGCGAGCACAUCGUCACGAGUACUCAGACUAUCAGACAGUGCAGCGCUACAGGAAAUACCUACACUGCAGUCUAAAGAAUAUUAAAGCGUAUUUUUCCAGCUAACAUUAACCCUGUUGAUAUUGGGCUUAAGUUGAAAUUUUAAUAAGCCUGAAGGUCAACUGUUGUCAAAUUCUCUGUGCUGAACAUUACCUUUUUGGAGUUGUGAAAUGGAAUGGGUGUAUGUAUUUUGCCAGGUCUUUUUUUUUUUUUUAAUGUAAACAAAUUAUUUGCUUCUUAAUAAUGAGUUUUUUUUUUCCUUAGUCUUGGGUGUCAAGAAGGAUUUUUACAACACUUAAUGUCAAUGUUUUUGUUUUCUUAUAAUUAAAAAAUAAUUUACAUUUUUUGUAGCUUAAAAUAUUUUAUUGUUGAUUGUUAGUCUUGGUGUAUGAUUUCAUGUGUAAGUUUUUAAUUAGAUGCACUUCUGUGAAAUAUCAAAAGAAAUGAUUUUCUUU